Molecule: messenger RNA, 585 nt
Organism: Gaeumannomyces tritici R3-111a-1
Lineage: Eukaryota; Fungi; Ascomycota; Sordariomycetes; Magnaporthales; Magnaporthaceae
Exons: 2
Coding region: 1-210 (69 amino acids)
Source: RefSeq, a predicted model, not a curated record
AUGCAGCUUUUCCGUGGUGUGACCACACUUCCACCAACUCCCGAGACCGUCGCAGUGCUUGCCGGGCUUGGAUUUGACGAUUUGGGUCUGUGGACAGCCCAGGCAGAUCAGCUGAAGGAGAUGCUGCUUCCGAAACUCCCCUGUCUCUGCCUUGCGGUGCCUAGUUCCCACCAGCUUUCGCAACGCAUGGCACAGACAACGAGGCAAUGAGCAGAGCCACUUGUCCGCUCUAGCCGCCUGGGUUCGGGGUCGAUACCCAGGCCCGAGCACUAUUCUUGGACUCCAGACUACCCCUCCUCCCCGUGGUGGGCAUCCCACCUGCUCCCUGGAAUGCGGGGUCUAGGCAGGCCUUACUGGGAAGCUUUCGAGGGCGGCGCAGUUGAUUGGCCCGGUUCCGCUUUCGGAGAACUCCCAUUGCGUCGCACCACGCUAAUGACCAGGUCACGCCAUGCAAACAAAAGAGCCUUUGCAGAUCGGAAAUUCACUGACCUGUGCAAACGUCGUCGUCGCUGGGCUCGCUGAGGCGCCAAUGUCACCGCUCUAAAGAAAGCCCAUGUGGGGGCUUGUCUGGUUGGGAGGGCUCCA